AUGGCCCGUACCAUUCGACUUAUCGAGCCGACAGGCAAACGUCGGCCUGGCUCUGCAUCUACCAGAAAUUCUGCCUCCUUGACCCGCCAAGGAAUCGCACAACGGCACCCGCAUGCCACCCCGCCUGAGUUUUCACAAAGUCACGGAUCCCCAGCGAACUCUCUAGGCAGUCUCUACAGCAAGAAUCUUCUAGGCUCUGCCGCCCUACUCCUAGCUCUGCAUCCGCGCUCAGCACUCAAGAAAAACAACAACACGACUCCUCGUUUUCUCGAAAACAGCACGCUACCGAAGCCCUUUGUUUACCCACGUCGACGACGACCUCAUUUCUUAUUUGGCUGUCUACCAAAACACUUGCUACGACUCCUCUGCAAGAUGGCUUCUGCUCGCAAGAUCCGCGGGCUUGAGAUGCACCCUGACAACAAGAAUCACUUCCAAUUCCGCCGCGCCAACGAAGGUGCUGUGGCUCUCACUUUCACUAUCCCGCGUCGACACAAGUCGCGCCGCGACCUGGAUGACAGCAUCGUCCAGAUUACCAACCUCCUCAGCCAGGUCCGAAAGGAGAUGACCAUCAUGGCCUCCGAAGGGCCCCUUAGCACCGACGCCCUCGGCGACCUCGUCGAGGAGGCCCGAACCAUGGUGAAGGGGGCAGUUUUUGUUAUCACUAGAUUCUACCAUGACCGUGAGGAGGGCCUCCGCACCGCUCGUCAGCGCGAGUACGCCCUGCUCCGCCAGGAAGGCCGCGGCUGUUUCCUCUACCGAAUCCACCACGCCCUUAUUACGAUUCGCUACGACUUCGAAUCCCACGCCUCGCAGAUUCUCGCGAGCCGCGAUUCCCGUAUCGCCAAGCUUCACGACGCUCUCCACAAGGUUGAGGUUCAGAAGCUUGCCCUCGUGGCCCAGGGAGGCACCACCCCUUACUAG
Messenger RNA from Fusarium falciforme, 921 nucleotides. RefSeq lists its product as hypothetical. The record is from RefSeq and is a predicted model, not a curated record. The transcript has 2 exons. Lineage: Eukaryota; Fungi; Ascomycota; Sordariomycetes; Hypocreales; Nectriaceae. Bases 1 to 921 code for a protein of 306 amino acids.